AUGGCAGCCCAACAAUCCGAUAACGUAGCCCAUGCCCUGAGUGGUGCGGGAGGGGGGAUCUUAUCCAUGGCCCUGACAUAUCCCCUCAUCACCCUUUCCACCCGCGCACAGGUUGAAGCAAAACGUGCCGACUCCAACUUCCUCGACACCGUGAAGCGUAUCAUUGAGCGGGAAGGAGUGACAGGUCUCUAUGCAGGACUUGAUUCAGCACUCUUCGGCAUUAGCGUCACCAAUUUCGUAUAUUACUAUUGGUACGAAUGGACUCGCGCUGGAUUCGAGAAGGCGGCCAUCAAGGCGGGCCGAGCUUCAAAGAAGCUGACAACGGUUGAGUCGAUGAUUGCUGGCGCCCUUGCCGGAUCUGCCACCGUCAUGCUCACGAACCCUAUUUGGGUCAUCAAUACUCGCAUGACUACAAGAAAGCGGAGCGAGGAUACUGAUGACAAGAGCGUCUUGCCUGGGGCCCCGCCUGCUAAAGUGCCAUCAACGGUUGGCACCCUCCUUGCUCUGCUUAAGGAGGAGGGCCCACAGGCCCUGUUCUCUGGUGUCGUACCAGCUUUGGUGCUGGUCAUCAACCCCAUCCUGCAAUAUACCAUCUUCGAGCAGUUGAAGAAUUCAAUGGAGAAGAAGAAGAGGAUUACACCUACCGUUGCGUUCCUACUGGGCGCAUUGGGCAAGUUGUUCGCGACCAGCAUCACUUACCCAUAUAUCACGGUUAAGAGCCAGAUGCAUGUAGCUGGACGCGAUGGCGGCAAGGAGAAUAUGCUUGAUUCGAUGAGGAGGAUUAUUAAGGAUGAGGGAUAUGUUGGUCUGUACAAGGGUAUUGGACCAAAGGUUUCACAGAGUGUGUUGACUGCUGCAUUUUUGUUCGCCUUCAAGGAUGUUCUGUAUGAACAGACAAUCAAGCUCCGCAGAAAGGUGGCAGCAUAG
Molecule: messenger RNA, 927 nt
Organism: Venustampulla echinocandica
Lineage: Eukaryota; Fungi; Ascomycota; Leotiomycetes; Helotiales; Pleuroascaceae
Product: putative Peroxisomal membrane protein PMP47A
Exons: 3
Coding region: 1-927 (308 amino acids)
Cellular component (GO): peroxisomal membrane
Molecular function (GO): coenzyme A transmembrane transporter activity; NAD transmembrane transporter activity; ATP transmembrane transporter activity
Source: RefSeq, a predicted model, not a curated record